This is a messenger RNA of Arctia plantaginis, 252 nucleotides long. The record is from the annotation of a GenBank genome assembly. NCBI's taxonomy places the organism in Eukaryota, Metazoa, Arthropoda, Insecta, Lepidoptera, Erebidae.
AUGUCUGAAUUCGUUAUGGACAAUGCUACAUAUGACUCACGUGGGUGUGGAAAAGCGCCAAAACUGGUUUGGGGAAAAUCUGAACAAAAUAAGUUAAUGGAUUUUACCCACUGUCUCAUUGAAGUUCAAAUACAUAAGUUCUACUUAGGAUACGAAAUAGGAUACGGUGAAAAUCGUUGUGUGGCCCUACAGGCAAGGUCCGUAUCAGCGUCAGCAACCAUCGAGAUAAUGGAGUCCACAAAGAAACAGUAA